UGAUAAUGCACUUUAGGGAAUUUACCUUCUAAGGACGGCCAAAAAGUUAUAAAAAGAAAUAUAUAAUUUUUUUUGAAAUACCUCUAUUAAAUUUUACUGCGAAUUUAAAAUUUUUAAUUUUUAAUUGGAUUUCUCGGGCAUUAUUUUACGUAAUUGGGCUGAGCUCAAACUGCAUUUUAUCGUCGGGACUCAUAUUGCCAUCAAGCAGUGAUAUCAAAAUUUUGAAAGCACCGAGAAAUGAUUACGGUUACUUGUUAAAGAGAAAUUUGGAGGACAAUUUUGAGGAAGCUGAUUCGAAAGAGAGGCGCAGCAAUAUGGGCUCGUCAUUUAUAAGAUUUGGUCGCAGUAAUCCAAUGGAAAAAUUUAAUACUAUUGAGCAAAAUGAGGAUUCAAAAACUGAAAGGCAAACACGAACGAGGCCCGACGUUAUUAUAAGAUUCGGCAGAUCCGGUCAAAAACAGGGUCAAACUUAUGAUCGACAUUCAAGGGGUGAUCUCAAAUUUAUUAGAUUUGGACGUAAUUAUAUACCGACGAAUCUGGACUUGUCCUUAAUUUGUUCAGACGUACCAGUGGAUAGUGAAACCUAUGAAAAAGGCCUUCGAUUUUUUCCAACGAGACUUGCCCGACUUUGUAAUGAGUUGGGCCUUAGUAAUGAUCGAUAUGAGUUUAUUAGCGACGAGCAAGCUGAAUUUAAGCAGGAAUAAUCUCGGAUUUACGGUCUAGACCGAGUUCGUAUAUAAAGUUACAUCGUUAAUCGCUUUGUUUCACAAUGUCAAUACACUCCCAUCCACCCCCUUCACUACCCACUUAACGGCUGCUUAACAAUUGUCCAACAAAGUGAUUUUAUGAAUUCAGCAAAAUACGACUCGGAAAAUUUGCCCGAAAGUGAGAUUGCAAAUAUAUAUAUAUAACAAAAAUUAAGUAAAAUACAUAAUAUAUAAAUUAUAUUGAAUAUCGCACUCAGAAAAACGUUUGUUUGAUACCAAGUCAAUUUAAAAAAAAUUUUUUUUUACAUCUAAUUUCUAGAUUCUACUCAAUUUUUAAAAUAAUUCCUUAAUUUCCUUAAUUGCCUUCUCUUUUAAUCAAAAAGCUUUUUAAUUUA
Molecule: messenger RNA, 1102 nt
Organism: Leptopilina heterotoma
Lineage: Eukaryota; Metazoa; Arthropoda; Insecta; Hymenoptera; Figitidae
Product: FMRFamide-related peptides-like
Exons: 3
Coding region: 315-704 (129 amino acids)
Source: RefSeq, a predicted model, not a curated record